Messenger RNA from Vicia villosa (hairy vetch), 4932 nucleotides. Its product is annotated as probable L-cysteine desulfhydrase, chloroplastic. The transcript has 3 exons. The coding region runs from base 3148 to 4491 and encodes 447 amino acids. The record is from RefSeq and is a predicted model, not a curated record. Lineage: Eukaryota; Viridiplantae; Streptophyta; Magnoliopsida; Fabales; Fabaceae.
CGUGAAGGAAAGUUCGACAAAGCCAAGGUGACAUUGUUUUUAUGCUUAAGGUUCGAUUAAGAAAUCGAUGGAGGGAUUGGCUGUGGAAAGUUCUUGGAUUGGGACAAGGGAUUAUAGUUCUCAGUUGAUUGUGCCUUGUGCCCGAUGUUUUGGAAUUUGUGAAUAGGUUUGAAGGUGGUAUUGAUGGGAUUAAGAAGAGGAAUCAUGAAGCUGUUAUUGAGAUGGGAGAGAUGCUGGCUAAGGCUUGGGGGACUCAUCUUGGGAGUCCUUCACAUAUGUGUGCUAGCAUGAUUAUGGUUGUUUUGCCUGCAUGUUUGGGGAUUCAUAGUGAUUCUGAUGCUCUGAAGUUAAGGACACAUUUUAGGGAUGUUUUUGCAGUUGAAGUUCCUAUCUACUAUAGACCACAAAGAGAUGGAGAAGUGGAGCCUGUGACAGUGUAUGCUCGGAUUUCUCAUCAUGUUUACAACAAAGUCGAGGAUUAUUACAAGUUUAGGAAUGCUGUUAACCAACUCGUGGAUAAUGGGUUUGCUUGUACUCUUCUUUCCUACUGAAAAGGUUUGCUCACAUUCCUUUUUGACGAUACUUCUAAUUUUGCAAUAAUUAUAUGAUGAUAUGAAUUUUGUUUUGCUUUGAUAACCGACAACGAUUAGGUUGGUGAUUGUGUCUUAAUUUGGCGCCACACCCCCUUAAAAUGUUCUUACGCAUGCAAGGGUUUAGGCGGAUGAUCACUAAGUGUCAUUUUCCUUGCAAACUUAUAACUUAUUGUUGCUCUGUUACAUGCAAUAGCGGUUUCUUGUUACAUGCAUAGCGGUUUCUUGUGUAAAAUACUUGUCAGGAAUAUUAAAUAUUUUAAAUUUGAGUUUUAUAACUUAUAUUAGCGGUUUCUUGUAACAUGCAUCGCGGUUUCUUGUUACAUGCAUAGCGGUUUCCUGUUACAUGCAUAGCGAUUUCUUGUGUAAAAUACUUGUCAGGAAUAUUAAAUGAUUUAAAUUUGAGUUUCAUAACUUAUAUUAGCGGUUUCCUGUUACAUGCAUAGCGGUUUCUUGUGUAAAAUACUUGUCAGGAAUAUUAAAUGAUUUAAAUUUGAGUUUCAUAACUUAUAUUAGCGGUUUCUUGUUUCAUGCAUAACGGUUUUUAGUUACAUGAAUAGCGGUUUCCUGUUACAUGCAUAGCGGUUUCUUGUGUAAAAUACUUGUCAGGAAUAUUAAAUGAUUUAAAUUUGAGUUUUAUAACUUAUAUUAGCGGUUUCUUGUUUCAUGCGUAACGGUUUUUAGUUACAUGAAUAGCGGUUUCUUGUUACAUGCAUAGUGGUUUCUUGUGUAAAAUACUUGUCAGGAAUAUUAAAUGAUUUAAAUUUGAGUUUUAUAACUUAUAUUAGCGGUUUCUUGUUUCAUGCGUAACGGUUUUCAAUUACAUGAAUAGCGGUUUCUUGUUACAUGCAUAGCGGUUUCUUGUGUAAACUACUUGUCAGGAAUAUUAAAUGAUUUAAAUUUGAGUUUUAUAACUUAUAUUAGCGGUUUCUUGUUACAUGCAUAACGAUUUCCUGUUACAUGCAUAGCGAUUUCUUGUUACAUGCAUAGCGGUUUCUUGUGUAAAAUACUUGUCACGAAUAUUAAAUAAUUUAAAUUUGAGUUUUAUAACUUAUAUUAGCAGUUUCCUCUUACAUGCAUAGCGGUUUCUUGUUACAUGCAUAGCGGUUUCUUGUGUAAAAUACUUGUCAGGAAUACUAAAUGAUUUAAAUUUGAGUUUUAUAACUUAUAUUAGCAAUUUCCUGUUAUAUGCAUAGCGGUUUCUUGUUACAUGCAUAGCGGUUUCUUGUGUAAAAUACUUGUCAGGAUUAUUAAAUGAUUUAAAUUCGAGUUUUAUAACUUCUAUUAGUUACUUGCUUUGGUGUUGUUAAAUUUUGAUUACGAUAUUUGUCGUGACUCUCUGAUCGUGUCGUUUUGUUGUUCUCCUGGCUGGUGAUCAUUUAGCGCCGUUUUCUAUGCAAAUUGACAACUUAUUGUCGUUCUAUGCAUGUCUAUUAAAACCAGAAACCAAUACAUGUCAGAAAUAUUAAAUGAUUUAAAUUUGAAUCUUAUAAGUUGUAUUAAUUACUUGCCUUUGGUGUUGUUAAAUUUUGAUUACGAUGUUUCUCGCGACCCUCUGAUCGUGUCGUUUUGUUGUUCUCCGUUUGUGUGAUCAUUUAGCGUCGUUUUGAUUACUUGCCUUUGGUGUUGUUCUCCUUGCUAGUGAUAAUUUAUUGUUGUGUUCUAUGCAUGUCUUUUGAAACCAAUCUCCGUGUAAAUACUUGUCAGAAAUUUUAAAUGACUUAAAAGUUGAAUUUUAUAAGUUGUAUUAGUUACAUUCCUUUAGUUUUGUUGAAUUUUAAUUAUAAUAUUUGACGCUAACCCGUGAUCAUGCCAUUUUGUUGUUCUACUGCCCGGUGAUCACUUAGCGUUGUUGUAUUUUCAAACUGAAUUUUUUUAAUAACUGAUAGCUUACUAUUGUAAUAUGCAUGUUUAUUGAAACCGGUACACGGGCAAAUUACUUGUCAGGACAAUUUAAUGAUUCAAAUUUGAAUUUGUAAGUGCUAUUAAUCAGUGUUUUGAAAUAGCGGCGCCAUGGCAGAUAUACAUGGCGGUUUUUGGGCUUGCCGCAAUGGUAAAUAUCGGUGAGUAUUGGGGUUUUUCCGCCAUAAUCUGAUAUAACGGCGUCGCAAAGCGGGCAGUUAGUUGUAAUUUUGGCUGUCCGUCAGCCAUACGCCAUCGACAACACUGCUAUUAAUUACUUUCCUUUACUGUUUGUUGAAUCUUGAUUAUGAGGUUUGUUGUGAAUCUGCGAUCAUGUCGUUUUGUUGCUCUUACCUAACCCUGUUUUCUUUUCAAUCUGAUAAGCUAUUGUAGUUACAUGCAUUUCUGUUGAAAUCAAUAAAUACUUGUCCAGAUUUUUUUGAUAUACUACAAUGGUACUGUAACUAACUGAAGGCGUGUUUCGUAAAUGAGGAUAACAUUUAUGUGCUUAACCCACUUGUCCAGAUUUCCUAACCGGACUCCACUUUAAAAUCGCACCGCACUCACUUCCUCACUCCCUCACUCCCUCUAAACCAUUCUCACCCCCUCUUUCUCUUUUUCAACAAUUCUCAACCGUUUAAUCAUUUCCUUCUCAAUGGCUUUCAACAAUCACCACCACCCUAACGGCUCUCACCCCACUCCCAAAAAACCUAAACUCUCCUCCUCCGCCAUAACCGUUUCCGAAAUUGAAUCCGAAUUCUCCCACCACGACGCCGCCGUUGCUCGCAUCAACAACGGCAGUUUCGGCUCCUGUCCUUCCUCCGUCAUCUCCGCUCAACACAAAUGGCAGCUCGAGUACCUCCGUCAUCCUGAUCACUUCUACUUCAACCACCUCAAACCUGCAAUCGACAAUUCGCGUUCAAUUAUCAAAGACUUAGUCAACGCGGAACAUCUUGACGAAAUCUCUAUUGUCGAUAACGCCACCACUGCUGCUGCUAUUGUUCUUCAACAUACUGCAUGGUGUUUCCGCGAAGGGAAGUUCGAGAAAGGUGACAUUGUUGUUAUGCUUCAUUAUGCUUAUGGCUCUGUUAAGAAAUCAAUGGAGGCGUAUGUUACUCGUGCUGGUGGAAAAGUGAUUGAAGUUCAGCUUCCAUUUCCGGUCUCUUCUAACGAACAGAUUGUUACUGAGUUUAGAAAGGCUUUGGAGAUGGGAAAAACUGACGGGAAAAAGGUAAGGUUAGCUGUGAUUGAUCAUGUGACUUCUAUGCCUUGUGUUGUGAUUCCUGUUAAGGAGAUGAUUCAGAUUUGCAGAGAGGAAAGUGUUGAACAGGUUUUUGUGGAUGCUGCUCAUUCCCUUGGGUGUACUGAUGUUGACAUGCAGGAGAUUGGUGCUGAUUACUACACUAGUAAUUUGCAUAAGUGGUUUUUUUGUCCGCCUUCGGUUGCGUUUCUGUACUCUAAGAAAAACCAUAACACUGGUGGUGCUGGUGAUUUGCAUCAUCCUGUGGUGUCUCAUGAGUAUGGAAAUGGGCUGGCUGUGGAAAGUUCUUGGAUUGGGACAAGGGAUUAUAGUUCUCAGUUGGUGGUUCCUGAUAUUAUAGAAUUUGUGAAUAGGUUUGAAGGUGGUAUUGAAGGGAUUAAGAAGAGGAAUCAUGAAGCUGUUGUUAAGAUGGGAGAGAUGCUGGCUGAGGCUUGGGGAACUCAUCUUGGGAGUCCUCCAUAUAUGUGUGGUAGCAUGAUUAUGGUUGGUCUGCCUACAUGUUUGGGGAUUCAUAGUGAUUCUGAUGCUCUGAAGUUAAGGACACAUUUCAGGGAUGUUUUUGCAGUUGAAGUUCCUAUAUACUAUAGACCACCUAGAGAUGGAGAAGUGGAGCCUGUGACAGGGUAUGCUCGGAUUUCUCAUCAUGUUUACAACAAAGUCGAGGAUUAUUACAAGUUUAGGGAUGCUGUUAACCAACUCGUGGAGAAUGGAUUUGCUUGUACUCAUCUUUCCAACUGAAUAGGUUAGAAGUGUAGCGUAAGUGUGUCUUAGAAGUGUGGCGUAAGUGUGUCUUAGAAGUGUGGCGUAAGUGUGUCUUUCUGAUGAAUAAAAGCAAUGGAUGUUGUAAUUGCUGCUAGCUUUCUUGCAAGCUUUGGUAGUUGUGAUGGUUUCGGUGGUCGGUUCGGUACCAUAGACUGCAUGUUUUGCAGGUAAACUUCAGCAAUCAUCCAUGUUAGAUUUGCUGAGUAGAAACCCUUAGGGAGUGAGCAACUUAAUUAAAUAGUGAGAUCUAGGGAAUGAGCAACUUAAAUAGUGAGAUCUAGGGAGUGAGCAACUUCUUGUAAAUGUAAUGUGAUUCUCUCAUGGUGUAAUGAUUUUCACUGUCAUUUGAAGUUGCCAACUGCUUCUUCAGGUUUAAUAGUAUCAAGUUCUACCAUAAAUUUGAAGUUUGCCAUUUCU